GCACUUUAAUCGUUGUUGCAUUUCAAUAACAUUUCUACCACAAGGAAAGGCGUAAUAAAGAGUUUUCAACAGUAAAACUCUUAUCUAAUCGAAAUAAAACAAAGUAUUUGUUUAUAAAAACACAUAAUCGGUACAGUGCGUAUAAAAGCAGUUGCAUUCAAACACAAUUCGGAUUUUUUUGAUUAGAACGAAAAGUCACCAUGAAAACUGCAAAUCAUGCAGUUUUAACUGCAUUGGUAAUUGCAUUAAUUGUAAGCAUAUGUGAGGCCAAAGAACGCCCUAAAUAUCGUAAAAGUUUUAUUAAUCCAUAUCCAAGAUUUGAAGCUUUUCACGAUGGUGGUGAUCCAGGCGAGCCACUGUUUCUUACGUCCCUAAUCAAUGACCCAAAAGUAAAACGACAAGAUAUACGAGAAAAAGCUAAAGUAGUGGGUACCCAGUAUCACGGCGUAGAAAGUUAUGCUGGGUAUUUGACGGUCGAUCCAAAGUUUAAUUCCAACCUGUUCUUUUGGUACUUUCCGGCUGAGCAAGAUCCUGGCUAUUCUCCUGUUGUUUUGUGGCUUCAAGGUGGUCCUGGUGCAUCCUCUUUGUUUGGACUUUUUACCGAGAACGGUCCUUUUGAAUUCGACACACAUGGAAAAUUACAAAAAAGAAAUUAUACCUGGAGUAAAACUCAUAAUCUUAUUUUCAUUGACAAUCCAGUAGGUACAGGAUUUUCUUUUACCGAUAGCGACGAUGGCUAUGCACGAAAUGAAAAGGACGUUGGGCACAACUUACAUGAGGCCAUGCAACAGCUCUAUGAAUUGUUCGAGUGGAGUGACGUGUCUGGAUUUUGGAUUACCGGCGAAUCUUAUGCCGGCAAAUAUGUUCCCGCCUUGGCUUACCACAUUCACAAAGUUCAAAAUUCUGUUGACACCAGAGUAAUAAUACCUCUAAAGGGUGUGGCCAUUGGAAAUGGUCUGUCAGAUCCUAUACAUCAGUUAAAAUAUGGAGACUAUUUAUAUCAGUUGGGUUUGAUUGAUGAUCACGGUUUAAAACAAUUUCACGAUGCGGAAGCCAAAGGAGUAAAAUGUAUUGAAAAACACGAUAUGGAUUGUGCCUUUGACAUUUUCGAUAACCUAUUAAAUGGUGACCUGGUGAAUGGUUCAUUGUUUUCUAAUCUAACUGGUUAUAAUUACUAUUACAAUUAUUUGCACACUAAGGGAGACGACUAUGGUAAAAUUAUGGGUGAUUUUCUCCAAUCCUCUUUGACUCGUCGUUCAAUUCACGUGGGAAAUCUUACGUUUCACGAUUUGGAUAGUGAAAAUAAAGUUGAAAUAUUUUUGAAACGUGACGUUAUGGAUACUGUAGCACCUUGGAUUGCUGAACUGUUGGAGAGUUAUAUUGUUUGCAUUUAUAAUGGCCAAUUGGACAUAAUUGUCGCUUACCCCUUAACUCGUAAUUAUCUGAAACAAUUAAAAUUUAAUGCAGCUGCGAUAUACAAGGUUGCACCACGUCAAAUUUGGAAAGUUGACGAUGAGAUAGCUGGUUAUGCUAAACAUGCUGGAAAUUUAAUUGAGAUUAUGGUACGUAAUGCUGGACACAUGGCUCCAACCGAUCAACCAAAAUGGAUGUUUAAUUUAAUACACCAUUUAACUCAUUACAAAAAGGUGGUAUAAAUCGUUAAGUAACACAUAAUUAAAAGCAAAACCAAAAAUAUGUAAUUUAAUGUUAUAUUUUUGAGAAUUGAAUUCGAAAUAAAUACAUAUGAAAUUUUAAUUAGAAUAA
This is a messenger RNA of Calliphora vicina (urban bluebottle blowfly), 1764 nucleotides long. RefSeq names its product venom serine carboxypeptidase. Gene Ontology annotation, biological process: proteolysis. The record is from RefSeq and is a predicted model, not a curated record. Bases 201 to 1655 code for a protein of 484 amino acids. Lineage: Eukaryota; Metazoa; Arthropoda; Insecta; Diptera; Calliphoridae. Gene Ontology annotation, molecular function: serine-type carboxypeptidase activity. The transcript has a single exon.